AGAACAACUGUAGACAGGCCAGACUCCAGAGAGAGGAUGUAAUCUGUGCAAAUGCCAAAUUGUUAAGUCGCGUUUUUUUUUUUAAAUCUAUUAGUGAUUCGUUAGUAAUAGGUUCGGUCGGUGACAUUAGUUUGUGUGUUUUAUUAAUAUCUACCACGUUAGUCAUACCGUUUUCAGUAUAGUAAAUUGUAAUUUUUAACAUCAUUAGUCAUAUUAUGAUGGUUCGAUGGAAAUCAUUUUCACGGUAUCACUUGAGUGGAACUCGAUGAUGACAAAAGCUUAAUAUAACAUGAUUUAAAGAUUUGCUUUUUAUCAAGAUAAUUUGCAUAACAUUAAAAUGGAUGAAAAACUUUUAAACGACUUGCUCGAGUGUUCAGUGUGCUUAGAACGCUUAGAUACGUCCAGCAAAGUUUUGCCAUGCCAACAUACGUUUUGCAAAAAAUGCUUGGACGAAAUAAUAGCUACGCACAAAGAAUUACGAUGCCCGGAAUGCCGUACAUUAGUAGAAUGCCGAAUCAAUGAACUACCGCCCAACGUAUUACUUAUGCGAAUUUUAGAAGGCAUGAAGAGUAAGAGUAAUACAAUUUCACCUCCUAAAAAACCAGCCGCUGUUAGCUGUUCUGACCAAAGGCCUCCCAAAACAUCCAAACAGGUGGGGCCAUGUCAACGGAACGUGUUUGCAAGAGCAUUAUAUGAUUAUUCGUCUACUGAACCUGGGGAUUUAAGUUUUAAAAAAGGUGACAUGAUUAUUUUACGCCAAAAAGUGGAUUCUAAUUGGUAUCAAGGAGAAGCAAACGGUGUAAUAGGAAUAUUUCCUCUAUCAUAUGUACAGGUUUUUCCAACAUCACUUCCUAGUCAUAUACCACAAUGUAAAGCGUUGUAUAAUUUUAAAAUGAACAAAGAGGACGACGAGGGCUGUUUGUCAUUUUCAAAAGGUGAUAUUAUUACAGUUUUGAGGCGAAUCGAUCAAAAUUGGGCCGAGGGUAAGAUUGCAAACCGAAUUGGAAUAUUUCCAUUGUCUUUUGUCGAUUUAAAUCAAAUCGCACGUGCAUUGAUGAAAUUGUCUGUUAAUUCUCAACCUACACAAAGUAGACUUGCUCCUCCGACACCAGAAGAAGCUACAGCUCCUUUGUUACCGAUUGAUUCAUCUGCUGCUUGUCAGUUAAAUAACAGCCAAAACAACACAACGGACGAGGUAAAAAUUUCACCAAAUACAACGAAACUAAUCAAUGAUGUCACUUCGUCAUCUUCUUCUAACACUACAACAUCUCCCAACACUACUUCUCCAUCGGAUACUUCAUCUAGUUCUCCAAGUCAAUCGCCAUCACAUGGCCCUUUUGCCGAGUCUUUAACAAAUCGACCUUCUAAGUCUUCAAACGCCGAACAACCAAAACGGCAUAGCUAUACCAAUGGUAUUGGACCUUCAUCCCUUGGAUAUAUGAAUGAAAGUGCUGAAAGACCAAUCGCAAUGAGCGCUGCCAAGAUUUGUACGCAGGACGACAUUGCUGUCUUUUCUGGUGUUAGUUCUAAUUUAGAAGUUCAACCAAGUCAGGUAAAAAAUAGAACAAAAGAUUCAGUUAAACUUCACCGACACGGGAGUCUUAGAAAUCAUUCACGACCCAUAGUUUCUCAAAAUCUUAGGUCUAAAAUACCAGUUCAUCUACCGGCAAAGUAUGUUGCGUUAUAUCCAUAUAAACCUCAGAAGACUGAUGAACUCGAAUUAAAACGUGGACAACUCUACAUGGUCACUGAAUGUUGUAAAGACGGAUGGUACAAAGGAACUUCUUUGAAAACUAACUGUUCUGGAGUGUUUCCGGGAAAUUAUGUUACAACCGCAAAAAUAUCUGUACGUUUGUUAGGCAAUAAAUCUAGUAAUGUUUCUGCAUCGGCACAAGAUCAAAUAGAGGAUUAUUCCGCUCUCAAAGAAUUAUCGAACGAUGGUAGUUUUUCAAACGACUUAGAGGAAAAUUUACCUUUAUAUCCACCGCCUGAACUACCUCCUCGCAGUAGUAGUCCAUCCGUACACAGUCGUGUUUCAAGUUGGUUGUCAGAAAUGCCAUCAACGUCUUCUAGUACAAUCUCGAUGCCACAAAAACAUAACUUAAAACCUUCGUGUUCAAAUAUGGCUUCAUGUAAUGUAAGCAAACACUUAACUGAAAAAGAAUCAUCUAUAGCCGAAUCUGGUACAUCGGCUACUAAUACGGCUGCUUUACCUUCACCUGCACAUUCGCUGAGCCCCGAUAAUAUGGCUCAGAAACGGGUUAGAAAGAAAUGUUCUCUAACUAAUUCAGUAAUGCGUAGUUUCUCGAAUAUGAAAAUUCGAAAAUCUCCUCCUCCUGUUUACUCGAUGGAUAAUCCGGUCUUUGAUGAUAAUUCUGCAGUAGCCGCACCGCAGCCAGUACAUACAAGGUCUGACUCUUGUCCGUCAAAACUAUUGAAUGUAGAUGCCGUACAAAAGAACCCUGAUCAAAUACCUAUGAAAAUCCGAAGCAACCUUAAUAUUAAAAGCGAACCUCGUCCGAAUGGAUCUUCAGUGUUAAUACACCAUCGAAAAUCCCAGAGUUUGGACACAAAUGGAGUUUCAACUGAUACUAAAUCACACGAUCGAAAACCAAAACAAAGUUCACGGGCUCAACAAAAUAUGUGUAGAUGUAUUGUUGCAUAUCCACCAAAUAGUGAAUAUGAACUUGAACUUAGAGUAGGAGAUAUACUUUAUGUACAUAAAAUUAGACAAGACGGCUGGUAUAGAGGUACAUUGUUAAGAACUGGCAAAAGCGGUUUGUUUCCGUCGAGUUUUGUCGAGAAAAUUUAACCAUCAAGCUUCAUAUAAUAACAGCUCUGGUCGAUAUUGAUGUACUCAAGCGAUAGGCAACAUGGAUUUGUUCGGUACAUAUGUAUGUUUACUUAUUAUCGUUAUAACUAUAUAAGUAGAUAAACACCAGUAUAAUACCUUUCAACUUUCUA
Molecule: messenger RNA, 2964 nt
Organism: Adelges cooleyi (spruce gall adelgid)
Lineage: Eukaryota; Metazoa; Arthropoda; Insecta; Hemiptera; Adelgidae
Gene: POSH
Product: E3 ubiquitin-protein ligase SH3RF3
Exons: 17
Coding region: 338-2812 (824 amino acids)
Molecular function (GO): protein binding
Source: RefSeq, a predicted model, not a curated record